UCUACAUAACCCGGAUGACGCUGAGCUUCCGGGGUCUGUAGCUGGAGCGCCGGAGGAAGAGCAGGAUCAGCUGAACUACAGAAGAAAUGAAAAUGUUCUCCUAAAAUUCAUCACCAACAAAAAGGAUAUUUAACUAAGAGGAAUGUUAAACUGCUGAAAGAGGUGAAGCACAAGCCAUCCUGAAGAAUCUCCAGAACACGCAGAAAUUGUUUGAUACAUUUAAAAGACAAAUGAAGCCAAGUCCCAACAUGGAGAAACAGCAGAACUUUGUCAAGAGUUUUACUAAACAGAGUAAUCUCAAAAAACACCAGCGCAUUCACACAGGAGAGAAACUGUAUCACUGCUCAGACUGUGGGAAGAUUUUUACUAAACAAAGUGAUCUCAAAAUACAUCAGCGCAUUCACACAGGAGAGAAACCGUAUCACUGCUCAGACUGUGGGAAGAGUUUUAAUCAAGGCAGUCAUCUCCAACAACACCAGCGCAUUCACACAGGAGAGAAACCGUAUCACUGCUCAGACUGUGGGAAGAGAUUUACUGAACAGAGUACUCUCAAACGACACCAGCGCAUUCACACAGGAGAGAAACCGUAUCACUGCUCAGACUGUGGGAAGAGAUUUACUGAACAGAGUACUCUCAAACGACACCAGCGCAUUCACACAGGAGAGAAACCGUAUUACUGCACAGACUGUGGGAAGAGUUUUAAUAGACUGGAGACUCUAAAACUGCACCAGCGCAUUCACACAGGAGAGAAACCGUAUUACUGCUCAGACUGUGGGAAAAGUUUUAAUCAACAGAGUACUUUCCAAAUACAUCAGCACAUUCACACAGGAGAGAAACCGUAUUACUGCUCAGACUGUGGGAGGAAUUUUAAUCAUCAGAGUAAUCUCAAAAAACACCGGCGCAUUCACACAGGAGAGAAACCGCAUCAUUGCUCAGACUGUGGGAAGAGUUUUACUACACAGAGUAAACUCAAAAAUCACCAGCGCAUUCAUACAGGGGAAAAACCAUAUUACUGCUCAGACUGUGGGAAGAGUUUUAAUCAACAGAAUCAUUUCAAAACACACCAGCGCAUUCACACAGGGGAGAAACCGUAUCACUGCUCAGACUGUGGGAAGAGUUUUAAUACACAGAGUGAUCUCAAAAUACAUCAGCGCAUUCACACAGGAGAGAAACCGUAUCACUGCUCAGACUGUGGGAAGAGUUUUAAUCAAGGCAGUCAUCUCCAACAACACCAGCGCAUUCACACAGGAGAGAAACCGUAUCACUGCUCAGACUGUGGGAAGAGAUUUACUGAACAGAGUACUCUCAAACGACACCAGCGCAUUCACACAGGAGAGAAACCGUAUUACUGCUCAGACUGUGGGAAGAGUUUUAAUCAACAGAAUCAUUUCAAAACACACCAGCGCAUUCACACAGGGGAGAAACCGUAUCACUGCUCAGACUGUGGGAAGAGUUUUAAUACACAGAGUGAUCUCAAAAUACAUCAGCGCAUUCACACAGGAGAGAAACCGUAUCACUGCUCAGACUGUGGGAAGAGUUUUAAUCAAGGCAGUCAUCUCCAACAACACCAGCGCAUUCACACAGGAGAGAAACCGUAUCACUGCUCAGACUGUGGGAAGAGAUUUACUGAACAGAGUACUCUCAAACGACACCAGCGCAUUCACACAGGAGAGAAACCGUAUUACUGCACAGACUGUGGGAAGAGUUUUAAUACACAGAGUGAUCUCAAACGACACCAGCGAAUUCACACAGGAGAGAAAACUAUCCCACAUUUGUCCCACAGCAAUUAAAAGUGCAAAUCGUAAAUCUUUCAGACAGAACACCUUAUCCUACACAAAUGUUUCACUCUGUUACUUGGGACACGUUCCACCAAAAACAAACAUGAACUAAAUUUAAUCAUGGAUUUUACAGGUUCAGCAAAAUGAAUCUUAACCAGGGAUGAUGUUUAUUGAAUUCCAUGUUGUGUUUUCUCGUAUGUUUAAUAUUCCAGGACAUUCUUUGUGAGACAGAGUUCAGUUCUGAAGAAGGAGAGGUAUUUUGGGUUUGAGUGAUGGACACUGAGAGCUCCCAAAAGUGAGACCCAGAGCCACAGAGAGACGACACUGUUCCGGGUACUGCCGUGUGGACCGGAGGAGCAUCCAGACCCUGCAGAGAGGCCAACAAAAUCCUUUCCAGAGGUUAAAUAAAAUGGUCAGCUGUAGUUCCCAUACUGAAAUCAACCUCCUCCAGGCUUGUGUAGUGCAGUAAGGUUGCAGGCUCAUUCACUCCCUCUGAUGGUGUUCUCGUUUGUCUAUGGUUCAGUCGUUCUGAUUAAAAAUCUGUUACCAUAGAGAGAUAUAGAUGGAUAUUUGGUCGUUGUAUUACUCAAGUUUUAUACUCGCUUAUCUUUUUCUUAUUGAAUAUUAUAUGUUGCUGAAGUUUUUUAAAUCUACAAAUUUACUAAGAAUAUCCAAAUCAUGUGGUUUUUAAUUGUUUUUAUCCACUGCAAACUAUUAUCUUUGUAUGGCUUAACCUCUAUAUUUACUCAUCUGUUUGUUUUAAUAAACGGCUUUUAGAUUGCA
This is a messenger RNA of Astyanax mexicanus (Mexican tetra), 2561 nucleotides long. RefSeq names its product zinc finger protein 585A-like. The transcript has 2 exons. Gene Ontology annotation, molecular function: DNA-binding transcription factor activity; RNA polymerase II cis-regulatory region sequence-specific DNA binding. The coding region runs from base 231 to 1790 and encodes 519 amino acids. The record is from RefSeq and is a predicted model, not a curated record. Lineage: Eukaryota; Metazoa; Chordata; Actinopteri; Characiformes; Acestrorhamphidae. Gene Ontology annotation, biological process: regulation of transcription by RNA polymerase II.